GGGAGCAGAACUGGUUCCACACAGUUAUAUUACAUUUUGAAAGUCUACCUUUGAUAUGCUGUAAUAACCCAGAUGAACUUAGUCUUGUUUAUGCUCUAGUGGUGUCGGUUGCUCGUUUUGUUGGAAAAAUAACGAAAACACGACUUUGUUCUUCACAUAGCUUGCGGCUAUAACAGUCGGAAAUCAUGGCUAAUUCGAUAGUGGAGUGGUAUAAUGGAAAAUCGGUUUUUGUAACCGGCGGAAGCGGUUUCAUGGGAAAAGUGCUCAUCGAGAAGCUGCUGUUUUCAUGCACUGGAAUCAAAGAAAUCUAUGUUUUGAUGCGCUCCAAAAAAGGAAAAAGUCCAGAGACACGCAUUCAAGAAAUGUGGAAAUUGCCGAUGUUUAAGCGUCUGAGAGAGUCCCAACCUGGGGCUAUAAAGAAGGUGAUCCCCGUCAUUGGUGACUUGAACACCGAAGGCUUGGGUUUGAGCCCCCAUGAUUUGAAUUUGCUUGUCACCAAUGCCAAUGUGGUGUUCCACUGUGGGGCCACCCUUAAACUUGAAGCCUCCCUUAAAGACGCCAUUGAACAAAACACCGCAGGGACAGCUCGUGUCAUUGAUGUGUCCAAAAAAAUCAAAAAUUUGUACGUUUUUGUGUAUUACAGUACUGCGUUUUGUUCGGCCGAUAUCGACGUGUUUGAAGAAAAGGUCUAUGACUGCCGUGACAACCCCCGCGACGUCAUCGAAGUCUCCCGCUGGAUGAAAAACGACGCUCUGGACCCCGUCACCAAAUCCAUAAUAGCCCCCCAUCCCAACACCUACACUUACAGCAAACGACUCGCCGAAAAACUAGUCGCCGACGAACUCGAAAAUAUGAAAGUUUGCAUCAUACGACCAUCAGUUGUCACACCGGCCGUCAAGGAACCUCUACCAGGAUGGGUCGACAGUUUAAACGGCCCAAUGGGGCUGUUAGUGGGCGCUGGAAAGGGCGUAAUACGCUCAAUGCACGUCAAGGCCGAAAAUAGGGCACAAACAGUCCCUGUGGACAUUGCCAUCAAUGCCACAAUUGUCAUCGCGCAAAGGAUCGGCUCUACGACGGAAAAGUUAAAAGAGGUCCCGGUGUACAAUUUGACCCAAGACGAAGUCGUGCCUUACACCAUGGGCGAGAUUCUGGACAUUGGCCGUCGAAUUGUUUACGAAAAUCCGUUUGAAAUGCAAAUUUGGUACCCCGAUGGUGAUAUUCGCUCCUCGCGUUUAAUUCACAACAUUUAUUGCAUUUUUUUGCACUGGUUGCCGGCGUACUUUAUCGACUUUCUUCUCUUUCUCUUCCGAUACAAAACAUUCAUGGUGCGAUUACAGAGGAAAAUCCACGACGGUUUAGAACUUUUACAAUUUUUCACAGUCCGGCAGUGGGUUUUCCGAAGUUCGAAUUUUCUCGCUUUGAGCAAAAGUAUGACAGAUGAGGAGAAUAAGACUUUUCCGAUGGAUUUUAAAGUUGUUCCUGUGGAGGAGUAUUUGACAACUGCGGUGCUUGGAGCAAGACAGUAUUUGAUGAAAGAGGAUUUAUCGACGAUUCCGCGAUGCAGAACGAAGCAGAAAAUUUUGUACGUUGUACAUAAAAUAUUUGUUUACGGUGUUUAUCUGCUUCUAAUAUGGAUGCUUGUGUCAACAAUACCGCAUUUGAAAGUCAUGUUUGACGCUGCUGGAAGCUAUGCUCACAAACUACCAAUUGUUGGGACACUUAUUACCAAGUAAAGCAGUGGUUUUUGCUGGUUUUAGGGGGAUUCUUGCACCUUUAUUGUUAUAUUUUGUGUAUUUUAUAAAAGAGGAAUAAAUGUUAAAAAUAAA
Molecule: messenger RNA, 1826 nt
Organism: Tribolium castaneum (red flour beetle)
Lineage: Eukaryota; Metazoa; Arthropoda; Insecta; Coleoptera; Tenebrionidae
Product: putative fatty acyl-CoA reductase CG5065
Exons: 8
Coding region: 186-1733 (515 amino acids)
Biological process (GO): long-chain fatty-acyl-CoA metabolic process
Cellular component (GO): peroxisome
Molecular function (GO): alcohol-forming very long-chain fatty acyl-CoA reductase (NADP+) activity
Source: RefSeq, a predicted model, not a curated record